AUGUCUGAGACGUAUUCAUGCAACAAGCUCGCAACCCAUUCCAAUGUGCUCGACUUUAUGUUGUAUCGACCUGAACAAAUUUUGGAGCGCAUUGAACUUCCUCGGCCCAGGGAUUUGGACUCUUUACUCUUGGAUGCUGCCAAGCCUGUUUUACCUUCAAGGAAUACCUCCGAUCCAUCAGGCAAGCCAGUAUCACGCCGAACUGGCUUGCCACAUUUUCCCUGGUCAUAUACUACCGGGGUUCAUCAACUGCAAAAUGCUUAG
Messenger RNA from Ilex paraguariensis (yerba mate), 264 nucleotides. The record is from the annotation of a GenBank genome assembly. NCBI's taxonomy places the organism in Eukaryota, Viridiplantae, Streptophyta, Magnoliopsida, Aquifoliales, Aquifoliaceae.